ACCAGAAUCCUGCAGGGUCACUGGUCCACUCGGCUGAGCUCACAAAUAGAUCCUCUGGCUCUGAACCGGACCGCGUUCAUUCAGCCUGCUGCCCACAGCAGAACCAGCAGCCAGCAUGUCGGACCAGUCGGCGUUCGACACGGAUGUUUGGACCCUGACCCGGUUCAUCAUGGAGACGGGUCGGCAGGCUAAAGGAGCCACGGGUGAGCUGACCCAGCUCAUCAACGCCAUGCUGACCGCCAUCAAGGCCAUCUCUUCUGCUGUGAGGAAGGCGGGUCUGGCCCACCUGCAGGGCAUGGCGGGCUCCGUGAACGUGACGGGCGACGACGUGAAGAAGCUGGACGUGCUGUCCAACACGCUGGUGAUCAACAUGCUGCAGGCGUCCUACAGCACCUGCUGCAUGGUGUCAGAGGAGAACAAGGAGCUCAUCGUCACGCCCAAAGACAAGAGGGGAAAGUACGUGGUCUGUUUCGAUCCUCUGGACGGAUCCAGUAACAUCGACUGUUUGGCUUCCAUAGGAACCAUAUUCGCCAUCUACAAACGGGCGUCAGAGGGCGAGCCCACAGAGAAGGACGCCCUGCAGCCGGGCCACGCCAUUGUGUGUUCCGGCUACGCCCUCUACGGCAGCGCCACCCUGGUGGCUCUCAGCACCGGAGCCGGACUCAACUUCUUCAUGCUGGAUCCUGCCAUCGGUGAGUUCAUCCUGACUGAGAGGAACGUCAGGAUUAAACAGAAAGGAAAGAUCUACAGUCUGAACGAAGGCUACGCCAAAUACUUCCACCCCUCCAUCAACGAGUACCUCAAACACAAGAAGUACCCCGAGGAUGGCAGCUCUCCCUAUGGGGCUCGAUACGUCGGCUCCAUGGUCUCUGAUGUUCACCGCACCAUCGCCUACGGAGGAAUCUUCAUGUAUCCUGCAAACGAAAAGAGCCCCAAAGGAAAGCUGCGGCUGCUGUACGAGUGUAACCCCAUCGCCUUCCUCAUCGAGCAGGCGGGCGGCCUCGCCACCACCGGGACCCAGAGGGUUCUGGACGUUCAGCCCGAAGCCCUCCACCAGAGGGUGCCCUUUGUGGUCGGCUCGCCUGAUGAUGUCAACGAGUACCUGUCCUUUGUGAAGAAGUUCUCCUAAACCUGCAGGAGGAACAUUAAGGACCUGAGUUCUUUCAUCUACAUGACAUCAAGACAUCUGCUAAAUUGCGAGAUAAUAAAAGUAAUCCGAGCAAAAAAACAUUACAGCAAACCAGUGGUUCCCAAACGUUUUUCCUCGAGGACAGCCAACCCAAACUCCCACACGCAUGCGCACGUUAAAUGUGACCAGACUUUAUUCACAGUUCUAACUUUUAUAUGGAGUUUUGACUGUAGUGGAGGGUGCAUUACUAUGAUUUUAUAAAAAAUAUUUCCUCACUAAAAUCUUACCACCUACCCUCAAACUCAGUGCAGACGAAAUGGUGAGUCGAAAUGAAUGCAGGGUGAAACCAUCUUCUCAGAACUGAGGGGGACACAUUCAACCUAACCUUUCUUUAUUGGUUAGAGAACCAUUUAACCAUUUGCUGAAUUAUUAGUAAUAUUAAUAGUGGUUCAAAGACAGUUAUUAAUUAUCAUUAUUAUUAAUAUUAAAACCAACAGUUACAGGGCUCCACCUGCUCAUCAGCAUAGCCAGUAUGAACAGCAGCUGACAGCCUGAUCUCUGCCCCUACAAUAAAAGUUGGGCGACAAACAUUUUGAAGUGAAUGAGAAUAAUUCAGAAAGAAAACCCUUUCCUGAUGCCUUCCUGGUUUUUUACAGCGACUGCUUUGUUUUUGAUCACGUUCUAAUCUGUCCUCACCGUCUCUGCUGCUGUCCUCUGUCCCAGGUCUCCUCCCUGACUGCUGUUUAUUUCAUUUUUGGUUCUUUUAAAACACAGAAAAGGUUUUUUUUUUUUUUUUUUUUUUUUUUACCUUGCUGACAGUUUCGUUUGCGACUGCAAACUUCCUCGGAGCUGACGCUGAUGGUGGCGUCACUUCCUACUCCCUUUAUCCGUGGGCAGCAGAGGACGAUGUGGCCAUCUGCUGCCAGCUCUCCCCUCUCCAAUGAUGCAGUCCCAUGCGCAAUCCAAUGAGUAAACCCCAUCGUCUCUGUUCAUGGUCUCACAUCCACGUCUCCUUAUCUCUAUAGCUUCUUUUAUCCAAAUGAAACUGUCAGCAAGGUAAAAAAAAAACCUUUUCUGUGUUUAAAAAAAGAACCAAAAAUGGAAUUACGAGUCAAACACAGCAAGAACGUAGAAAAGAUGAUCUGUUUAUUGUCAUACCAAAACUGUUAGUGUGCAAAAUGAUAGUAAAAAUAAAAUAAAAUGACAUUUGGGAUGAGUAGCAGAUAAAUCACUGUGGAAAUUAA
This is a messenger RNA of Nothobranchius furzeri (turquoise killifish), 2373 nucleotides long. RefSeq names its product fructose-1,6-bisphosphatase 2 (gene fbp2). Gene Ontology annotation, biological process: fructose 1,6-bisphosphate metabolic process; fructose 6-phosphate metabolic process; sucrose biosynthetic process. Lineage: Eukaryota; Metazoa; Chordata; Actinopteri; Cyprinodontiformes; Nothobranchiidae. The record is from RefSeq and is a predicted model, not a curated record. Gene Ontology annotation, cellular component: cytoplasm; cytosol. Gene Ontology annotation, molecular function: fructose 1,6-bisphosphate 1-phosphatase activity.